GCAGCCGAUGACGGCGGCUUUGAGAGCGGCGCCUACAACAACUCUGCCAUCCGGACACCCAACCUGGACGCGCUGGCCCGGCGCGGGUUGGUUUUCCAGAACGCCUUCACCUCCGUGAGCAGCUGCUCACCCAGCCGGGCCAGCAUCCUGACCGGCUUACCGCAGCACCAGAACGGCAUGUACGGGCUGCACCAGGACGUGCAUCACUUCAACUCCUUCGACGGCGUGAGGAGCCUGCCCCUGCUGCUGAGCCAGGCGGGCGUGAGGACAGGGAUCAUUGGGAAGAAGCACGUGGGGCCGCAGGCUGUGUACCCCUUUGACUUUGCCUACACGGAGGAGAACAGCUCGGUGCUGCAGGUCGGGAGGAACAUCACCCGGAUAAAGAUGCUCGUCCGGCAGUUCCUGCAGAGCCAGGAYGAGAGGCCCUUCUUCCUCUAUGUCGCCUUCCAUGACCCCCACCGCUGUGGGCACUCCCAGCCCCAAUAYGGGGCCUUUUGUGAGAAAUUUGGCAAUGGAGAGAGCGGCAUGGGCCGGAUCCCCGACUGGAAGCCACAGAUUUACCGCCCGGAGCAAGUGCAGGUGCCCCCCUUUGUCCCUGACACGCUGGCUGCCCGGGCAGACCUGGCUGCGCAGUACACGACCAUCGGCCGCAUGGACCAAGGGAUCGGGCUGGUCCUGCAGGAGCUGCGCCACGCUGGUUUCCUCAACAGCACCCUGGUGAUGUACAGCUCUGACAAUGGCAUCCCCUUCCCCGGGGGCAGGACCAACCUGUACCGCUCAGGCACGGCAGAACCGCUGCUCCUGUCCUCCCCUGAGCACCGCCAGCGCUGGGGACAGGUCAGCCAGGCCUUUGCCACGCUGCUGGACCUGACUCCCACCAUUCUGGACUGGUUCUCCAUCCCCUACCCUGCCUACAGCAUCUUUGGCACGAGGCACGUGCAGCUCACAGGGAAAUCUCUCCUGCCUGCACUGGAGUCAGAACAGCCCUGGGCCACCGCCUUCAGCAGCCAGAGCCACCACGAGGUGACCAUGUACUACCCCAUGCGAGCCAUCCAGCACGGCCCCUUCCGCCUCAUCCACAACCUCAACUACAAGAUGCCCUUCCCCAUCGACCAGGACUUCUACGUCUCACCCACCUUCCAGGACCUGCUGAAGCGCACCAGGGCGGGGCAGCCCACGCACUGGAACAGGACCCUGCACCAGUAUUACUACCGGGAGCGCUGGGAGCUCUUUGACUGCAGCCGUGACSCCAGCGAGAGCCAGAACCUGGCCCCCGACCCCCGCUACUCCCACAUCCUCCAGCAGCUCCGUGCUCAGCUCCUGCAGUGGCAGUGGGACACGGGGGACCCCUGGGUGUGCGCCCCUGAUGCUGUUCUGGAGCAGAAACUGAGCCCGCAGUGCCAGCCGCUGCACAACGAGCUGUGAGUGCCACCCGUGCCCUGGCACCGUCAGSGUGUGCCCCACUGGCACCAGGGGUCAGCCGGGGUCACUGAUGGGCUGGUCCCAAACCCCCGGUGACACCACAGGGCACUGCUGGGUCCCAGAGGGAUGCUGGUGCCUUGACACUCAGCCAGAGGGGCCGAGGGGCCAAGCUGCCCCCCAAUAAAGCCUCUGGAGGUUAAGGCUGAGUUUAUCACCAAGCACGGCCCUG
Messenger RNA from Malurus melanocephalus (red-backed fairy wren), 1651 nucleotides. RefSeq names its product N-sulfoglucosamine sulfohydrolase (gene SGSH). The record is from RefSeq and is a predicted model, not a curated record. Gene Ontology annotation, molecular function: N-sulfoglucosamine sulfohydrolase activity. Gene Ontology annotation, biological process: glycosaminoglycan catabolic process; heparan sulfate proteoglycan catabolic process. Lineage: Eukaryota; Metazoa; Chordata; Aves; Passeriformes; Maluridae. The annotation marks the transcript as partial. The transcript has 7 exons.